AUGCGCUUCUAUCUGACAUUGGCUUCUGUGGCCUAUCUUGCCUCUGGCGUUCAGGCGCAUUUGCCCCACCACAGACAUGCGCGAAACGCCAACGCUUUGACCGUGUCUUUGGAGCCUGUAUCGGGGCAAUCGGCCCAGGUCAACGUCUCUAUCAAGAACGACAGUCCUACUGAUCUGAGUCUACUCAAGGUUGGUACCAUUCUUGAUGAGCGGCCUGUCAAAAAACUGUCACUGAAGGAUGAUAAUGGAAAUGAGGUGCCUUUCAUGGGCAUUGAGCUGAGCCUCUACUACGAUGGACUCAAGACCAACCACUUUCAGAGACUCAAAGCUGGGUCCUCCACCUUUCGAAUUGUUGACUUGUCCACCAUGUACGACUUGAAGUCUGGUACAUACUCUGUAUAUGCCGAAGGUAGUCUCCCUGCUGCCAUAGAGGAAUCUAGCAAGCCGGUCCCCGUUUCCUUCAGGUCCGAGGCUCUCUCGAUGAAGAUUACCGAAGCCUCGUCAGCCAAGGUCAAGCAAAAAGCAUCGAAGCGUACUAUCCUCCAGGAGGACUCUUGCACCGCUGAGAAGCUUGAACUCACUGCUAACGGUAUAAAAAACUGUGAAUCGCUUGCCCGGGCCGCAGCGAAGGAUGCAUCUGACGUUCACUCCGCGAGGUUCGUGGAGUACUUCAAGUCAAACGAGACCGAGACACGCGAACAUGUCACAGGCCGACUCCUUGCCGUCGCUGAAGAGUGCUCUACUUCAGACAGUGGCAACACACGAGUCUCUUGCAGCGAUGAGUUUGGAUACUGUGAGAGCGACGGUCCUUUGAUUGCUUACACUACCUGGGUUAACGGCUAUGUCACCAUGUGUCCGCUCUUCUACGAUACGCUGCCCCCUCUACCGCAAAAGUGCCACAAGCAGGACCACGCCACUACGACGAUCCACGAGAUGACGCAUGCGCGAGCCGUGUAUGAGCAGGAAGUUUCAACUCAGGAUUAUGCUUAUGGUUAUGAGAACUCUACUGCUUUGGAUCCUCUGUCUUGUCUUUACAACGCUGAUUCGUAUUCACUUUACGCUAACGGUAAGCUCACUAUGCUACACGACCCUGUUCCUGAAUGA
Messenger RNA from Fusarium tjaetaba, 1104 nucleotides. RefSeq lists its product as uncharacterized. Gene Ontology annotation, molecular function: metalloendopeptidase activity. Gene Ontology annotation, biological process: proteolysis. The transcript is spliced from 2 exons. The coding region runs from base 1 to 1104 and encodes 367 amino acids. Lineage: Eukaryota; Fungi; Ascomycota; Sordariomycetes; Hypocreales; Nectriaceae. The record is from RefSeq and is a predicted model, not a curated record.